AUGGGGGGAACUUACGGCAGCAGGAGCCUCUACAACCUGGGGGGGAAUAAGAAGAUCUCCAUCACUGGAGGUUUCGGUGGAGGAGUUGGAGGUUUCGGCGGUGGCGCUGGUGGUUUUGGUGGCCCAGGUGGCUUUAGUGGCCCUGGUAGCUUUGGUGGGCCAGGUUUCGGAGCUGGUGGCUUCCCUGGGGGAAUCCAGGAAGUGACUGUCAACCAGAGCCUCCUGCAACCCCUCAAUGUGGAAAUCGACCCCCAGUUUGGGCAAGUCAAGACCCAGGAGCGGGAGCAGAUCAAGACCCUCAACAACAAGUUCGUCUCCUUCAUUGACAAGGUGCGCUUCCUGGAGCAGCAGAACCAGGUCCUGGAGACCAAGUGGCGCCUCCUUCAGGAGCAGGGCUCCGACUCCAACAGCAGCAACAACAACCUGGAGCCGUUUUUUGAGAACUACAUCAGCAGCCUCAAGGACUUCCUGAACGGACUGCACAACGAGAGGGACAAGCUGCAGGACGAGCUGAGGGGCAUGGAGGAGCUGGUGGAGGACUUCAAGAUGAAGUAUGAAGAGGAGAUCAACAAGCGCACGGCCGCAGAGAACGACUUCGUAGUCUUGAAGAAGGAUGUGGAUUGUGCCUACAUAACCAAAGUGGAGCUGGAGGCCAAGGUGGAGAGUUUGACGGAUGAGAUCAACUUCCUGAAGGCCCUCUACGAUGCCGAGCUGUCCCAGAUGCAAUCAGACACCAGUGACACGUCCGUGGUCCUGUCCAUGGACAACAACCGCUGCCUGGACCUGGACAGCAUCAUCUCGGAGGUGCGCGCCCAGUACGAGCUGAUCGCCCAGAGGAGCAAGGCCGAGGCCGAGGCCCUGUACCAGAGCAAGCUGGGUGAGCUGCAGAGCACAGCGGGCAGGCAUGGGGAUGACCUGAAGAGCACCAAGAGUGAGAUUUCCGAGCUCAACAGACUGAUCCAGAGGCUGCGGGCUGAGAUCGAGAGCGUCAAGAAGCAGAAUGCCAACCUGGAGACGGCCAUCGCCGACGCGGAGCAACGUGGGGAGCUGGCCCUCAAGGAUGCCAACGCCAAGCUCCAGGAGCUCAAAGCGGCCCUGCAGCAGGCCAAGGAGGAGCUGGCCCGGCUGCUGAAGGAGUACCAGGAGCUGAUGAACGUCAAGCUGGCGCUGGAUGUGGAGAUCGCCACCUACAGGACCCUCCUGGAGGGCGAGGAGUGCCGGUGA
This is a messenger RNA of Sorex fumeus (smoky shrew), 1224 nucleotides long. RefSeq names its product keratin, type II cytoskeletal 3-like. The coding region runs from base 1 to 1224 and encodes 407 amino acids. Gene Ontology annotation, biological process: keratinization; intermediate filament organization. The transcript is spliced from 8 exons. The record is from RefSeq and is a predicted model, not a curated record. Gene Ontology annotation, molecular function: structural constituent of skin epidermis. NCBI's taxonomy places the organism in Eukaryota, Metazoa, Chordata, Mammalia, Eulipotyphla, Soricidae. Gene Ontology annotation, cellular component: keratin filament.